AGCUGUCCGCUGAGCAAAGUUUCACUGAGCGCGGCGGUCUCCGUGGGGCGCCAGGGACCCAGGAGUGAGGACACUGACCAGGCCCUGCCCUGCCCGUCUCUGCAGGAGACCAUGUGUAAACAUGACAGCAGCCUCGAGAGGGGCUGUGGGAGCGCAGAGGUGGUUAAGAACCAACCAGCGUUACCACUGAACCGGGACAGGAUGCUCCUAGCCAGUUGACGCUGCGUGCAGGUGGUGGGGGAGGGUGUGAAGGCUGAGUCGGUGCUCCCGUUCAUUCAUUUCUUAACUGGACAAAUGUAUGCGGGUGUACUGUGGGCGACGGGCACUGUGCUGUGCCUAGGGAAGUCCCUGUCCUUGGGACAAGUGGCACAUUGCAGUUCAUUGUGGAGGAAAUACAGGGUGCUGUGGGGUGAACAGUAAAGGACUUCUGUCAGGGAAGGGGAGGUGAUGGUUGAGCUGAGCUCAGAAUUAUUACUAAGAAUGAGCUUUGGGAAGGGGGUGCUGGUGUGUUGAGCAGAAGGAAUGGUGGGGACAAGGCCUCAGAGGUGGUGUUAGGGGACUGAAAGGCCACGGUGGCUGGAGGACAGACAAGCAGAACGUGGGAUGUAUGGCCAUGAAAUGUGGCUUGUAGGCCUUGUAGGCUGUGAUGAGUUUGGUCUACUGAGGUUGGGAAGGCCUGCAGGAAUCUAGAUCUGUAGGGAUUUUAAACAAAGGAACAGUAAGAUUAGCAAUGUGUUCUAGAAAGCUCUCUCUGGCUGUCGUGUGAGACUUAGGCCCAACUGAGUCUUUGGAGGUUAAGUUCAGACUGGAAGUGGCUACAGUGACUAAAGUGAGAAACAAGAAAGCACGGUCACGUGGAGCUUGUCAGGCACUGACAUUCAGCAGAGAGACUUGGACAGAAGGCUUGAACUGCGCCUAGAAGUUGAGCCCAUGCAGGAAGCAGCAGGAUUUGGACCAGACUUGAGUUGCUUCCUACUGGCAUGCUUACUGAGUGACCCAGACAAUUCCUUCAUCUCUCUAGCUCCCUUUCCCCGGCGUGAAUGAUAGCUUCCUUCUAUCCAGCUUCCUUUCUCCAUAGAGUGAGUGAUAACUCCUCUUACAGGGGUGAAAGAGACUCGACAAAGAUUUCCAUAAGGAGCUGCUCUGGUAGUCCAGUCCAUCCCCUGUUCAGAGCCUUCCCUGGCUCCCCAGUUACUUCUUACCUGGGUAUUCCUAGCCCUCAUGACUUGACCCCCAGUUAAUCUUUACCCCUUAUCAUACUCUGCUCCUCUCAGAUAUCUUUCGCCUUCCUGCCCUGGACCUGCACUGCUGUUUUUCUUCCCUUCCUUCCCCCUCCAAACUCACCAUAGAACCUUAAGGUCAGGGGACUAAAUUCUCCUGGCCACCUGCCUAGUGUGCCUUUCUUAAGCAGUGAUAUUCAGCCUUGGCUAGAAUUAUGUAUUCAGGUGCUCUCUCUUCUAGAUUGUGAGUUCCUUGAGAGCGUGGCUGUCUUAAUCCUCCAUAGUCCCUACAGUGCCCAGCACAAGGUGGGCAUUGUUAGUGUUUGAUGAACACAGGAAUGAGUGAGCUCACUGAUUGCAUCUGCCCACCAUGCAAGGGCAGCUGUGAAGAAUGUCAGGAGGUGACCCUAGCCAUCUGUCACAUUUUAACAGUUCAUUAAGUCCUUUAAAAUUACCUAUUUCAUUGGUUAAUCCUUAAAGUAGCCUAGUGGCAGCUGUUCUUGUCCUCUUUUUACAGGUGGAGAAACCAACAUUUAGCAAGAUUAAGUGACUGGCCUAUGGCUACAAGCCAGUACACAGCUGAGCCAGGAUAAAAGAAUUUGCCCUUUCCCCCGUAGGCAUAGUAGGCACAGUAGAUGUAGAUUGGCUGGAGCAGGCUCUUCAUUCUCCUGCUGUCAUUCAGCACAGCCUGGCUCUCCCCCAUGGGGGCCCAGCCGUGCUAGACUGGGUGGCACAUGCUGCGCUUUUACAUCUCAUCUUCAAGAAUGAAUGCAUGGAUUGGGUGGUACCUACACUUUGCCUUUCCCAUGAGCUUUUCAACUACAAGUGUUCUAUUUCAUCUUUAGAAGGUUUGCCUCAGAAAUCCAAGGGCCCAGGAGGGCUCCCAGGGUUGUCCAAGCUUAUGCAACAAGUCUGGAACAGAAUCUUUAAGGGUCUGGAUUUGGAAGAGCCAUUGUUGGGUGAGGGCAGCCUCUUGGACUGGUUUUCUCCCCUGUGAAAUUGCGGGUUGUUCCACAGGAAGGGAACUCUGGUGUUCCUUGAGAUGGCCUGAUAUGAAGGAAUCACGCCUCCCACCUCCCCAAGCCGCCUUGUCCUUCAAGUGCAGGAGCUGGUUGACAUGUCGGGAAUGGAAGCCAAUGUGACCAUCCCAAUCUGGCAAAACAAACCUCAUGGGGCUGCUCGAAGUGUAGUGAGAAGAAUUGGGACCAACCUGCCCCUGAAGCCAUGUCCCCGGGCAUCCUUUGAGACCCUCCCCAACAUCUCUGAUCUGUGUCUGAGGGAUGUGCCCCCGGUCCCUACUCUGGCCGACAUUGCCUGGAUUGCUGCAGAUGAAGAGGAGACAUAUGCCCGGGUCAGGAGUGAUACCCGCCCUCUGAGGCACACCUGGAAGCCCAGCCCUCUGAUUGUCAUGCAGCGCAAUGCUUCAGUGCCCAACCUGCGAGGGUCCGAGGAGAGGCUCCUGGCCUUGAAGAAGCCAGCCCUGCCAGCCCUGAGCCGCACCACAGAGCUGCAGGAUGAGCUGAGCCACCUGCGCAGCCAGAUUGCUAAGAUAGUGGCAGCUGAUACAGCUUCGGCUUCAUUAACGCCAGAUUUCUUAUCUCCAGGAAGUUCAAAUGUCUCUUCUCCCUUACCUUGUUUUGGAUCCUCAUUCCACUCUACAACUUCCUUUGUCAUUAGUGACAUCACCGAGGAGACCGAGGUAGAGGUCCCCGAGCUUCCAUCAGUCUCCCUGCUUUGUUCUGCCAGCCCUGAAUGUUGCAAACCAGAACACAAAACUACCUGCAGCUCGUCUGAAGAGGAUGACUGCAUCUCUCUGUCCAAGGCCAGCAGCUUUGCAGAUAUGAUGGGGAUCCUGAAGGACUUUCACCGGAUGAAACAGAGCCAGGAUCUGAGCCGGAGUUUAUUGAAGGAGGAGGACCCUGCCAUCCUUAUCUCUGAGGUCCUGAGAAGGAAAUUUGCUCUGAAGGAAGAAGAUAUCAGUAGAAAAGGAAACUGACAGCUCUGCAAACUCAGUCUCAUGCUCCUGGUAUUCCUUCAGUAGCUGCCUUCCUCACCGCAGAUGUUUCUGCCUCUCCAUUAAUGAAGUUUUCUGCAGUGGUCUUGCCGAAAACUAGAGCUUGGACUAAAAGAGCUGGAUUAUAUGUUCCCAUACUUCAAACCUUAGCAAAAGCUAAGACCUGUUUUGAGCUGAGACACUUGCUACAGGUAAAUGUAUAGGUUGGAAUGUUUCAGUCCAAAGGCUGAGCUAGAAGUUUCUGGUUUUUCCUUGCUCCUGUGUGAAAAGAGGUCCUGAAUGACUUACUUCACUGCAUUAGACCCCAUAACUGGUCUCACCGGACACUUUGUGCCCAGCUGUCACUCACUCUCAGCAGCUUCCUUGCAGCAGAGCAGAGCUGAGGGAGCUAUAAAUGUGUAUGUACAUGUUCACAGGGCAGGAAAAAUCUUAUGCUGCUCCAUCACAAAACACCACCCAGCAAUCACCGUCUCCUAUGUCCAACACCUAGAUGUAGAGGUCAGGCCUCUGAACCAGCUGACAUUUGGGCUGCUUCUGGGAGGCCUGGGCUGUUUUUUUCUUAAAUAUAUUUUGUAAUACUGUACAACCAGAUCUACCCUCCAAGGCCCUGGGGCCCCAUUGGUUCCACCGAUUGAACCUUUGGCUCUUCCAUGGACUUUAAGCCCAGUAGGAAAGAGAAAUGGGGAGGGAAAAGAGAAUACCAUCUUCCAAGCCCUUGACUGCUUCUUUGUGUUGGGCCAAGGUCUGUACCCACACCAUGCAUGACUCAGAUGCCCUCAGGUCCCCUUCUCUGCAGUAUGUAUCCUGUGUGUGUUUGGGUUGAAGCACUACCUGACAUUAAAGGAAGGAUUUGGAGAGAGA
Molossus molossus (Pallas's mastiff bat) is the source of this 4095-nucleotide messenger RNA. RefSeq names its product mitochondrial fission regulator 1 like (gene MTFR1L). The record is from RefSeq and is a predicted model, not a curated record. The coding region runs from base 2338 to 3216 and encodes 292 amino acids. The transcript is spliced from 7 exons. Gene Ontology annotation, cellular component: mitochondrion. Gene Ontology annotation, biological process: aerobic respiration; mitochondrial fission. NCBI's taxonomy places the organism in Eukaryota, Metazoa, Chordata, Mammalia, Chiroptera, Molossidae.